AUGGAAGCAAGAAAAGCAGGUUCUGGUGUUAAUGGACUAGGUCCAAACCAGGAUGAAAUUUCAAUCAGGGCAUAUGGAAUGCUUUCACUUAACAAUCUUCAUUCUGCCAUUGUGCAACCUGAUGUUGCAGCAAGCAGUUUUGAAUUUAGACCAGUGAAGUUUGACAUGCUGCAAACUAUUGGCCAGUUCAAUGGGUUGUCAAGUGAAGACCCGCAUCUACAUUUGAAGAACUUCAUGGACAUGGCAGACAGCUUUAAGAUGCAAGGAGAUACAUCUAAUGCACUGAAACUGAAGUUGUUUCCUUAUUCUCUCUCCAAUGGAGCUAAGAUAUGGCUUAACACUCUACCACCUAAUUCAAUCAGAAGAUGGGAGGACCUUGCUGAAAAUUUUUUGAUCAGAUUCUUUCCUCCCACCAAGGCAGCUCAAUUGAGGAAUGAUAUAGCAAUGUUCCAGCAAUUUGAUGGAGAAUCACUAUAUGAAAGCUGGGACAGAUUCAAGGAAUUGCUAUGUAGAUGCCCCAAUCAUGGCAUACCUGAAUGGAUCCAGAUGGAAACUUUCUACUAUGGGUUGAGUGGAAAAACUAGAGAUAUAGUAGAUGCAUCAUUUGGAGGAGCUCUCUUGGACAAGACUUACACUGAAGCAUAUGAUAUCCUAGAGAGGAUGGCAUAUAACAAUUACCACCGGCCAGCAGAGAGGUCAAUUGCACUGAAUGAAGCUGCAGGAUUGCUGGAGCUCGAUGCUAUAUCUUCAUUAGCAGCACAUAUAUCCUCUCUGAAUAAGUCAAUAGAGACUCUCAAUCUUACUGCUGAUGCUAGAGCACAACAAGCACAUUCAAUUUAUAAUGCUGUAACAUGUGUUUUCUGUAAAGACCCACAUGUUUAUGAUGAUUGUCCCCAAAAUCCUGAAUCUCUUUGUUUUGUAGGAAAUUAUAACAUGAAUGAUCCAUAUUCAAACACCUACAACCCAGAUUGGUGGAAUCAUCCAAAUUUUUCCUAUUUUGAAGGGCAACAGCAAGGGUCAGCGUAUGCUACAGCACUGCAAGAUCACAGACCACCAUUCCAGCAGCAGCAACAGCAACACCAUUCCAGCAGCAGCAACAGCAACAACAUUACCAGCAGCCAGAACAGCAAGCUGACAACUUUGAUGCGAUGGAGAGUAUGCUAA
This is a messenger RNA of Gastrolobium bilobum, 1164 nucleotides long. RefSeq lists its product as uncharacterized. The record is from RefSeq and is a predicted model, not a curated record. Lineage: Eukaryota; Viridiplantae; Streptophyta; Magnoliopsida; Fabales; Fabaceae. The transcript has a single exon. Bases 1 to 1164 code for a protein of 387 amino acids.